AUGCGUGCUGUUUCGCCAAGGGAGCACUGGACUGCAGCGGGUGGGUUCCCGUUGCGCGUCGGUCCUGCGGAAGGGAAGGGCAAUGGCGUCUUCGCCGCGUGUACCAUUCCUGAAGGCCACUUUCUCGGUUUGUACGAGGGAGAGAUGAUGAACGAUGAGGCUAUGAACGCGAGGGGGGUUGGGUCCUACGUCUUCGACGUGGGCAACGGCUGGAGCAUUGACGCACGCGAUCCAGAUGCUUCGAAUUGGGCGCGGUAUAUGAACCACUCGAAGACACAUCGGAACGUCGUGGCCAGGGUGCGGCGUGGGGAGUCGUACAUGAUGGUGCUGAGCUACGAGGAGCACGCCGAGGGCGGCUGGGAAGACUUAGAGCUGGAUGGGACACGCGUGGAAUUGUACACCACUCGGAAGUUGCAAGUUGGGGAGGAGUUACUGCUCGACUAUGGGCCUGCCUACUUGGCAAGUAUGGAGAUUGUGAUCAACGGAUAG
Molecule: messenger RNA, 489 nt
Organism: Prorocentrum cordatum
Lineage: Eukaryota; Dinophyceae; Prorocentrales; Prorocentraceae
Source: the annotation of a GenBank genome assembly